UUUGAUGAGAUGAGGUUUGCUGUCCUCAUUGUUGCGAUAGUAAAUGAAAACAUAGGAACAGUUGUUUUUCGCUGACAGGGCGUAGUGUAGUGAUGAUUGUUCAUCAGCUUUGUGAGAUUAGUUGCUAACUUGCGUAACACACGGAGUUAUUGUACCUGUUUCGCCUUAUCAGUGUCGUAGAAAUGGUGCAGUUUUUUACAGCAAUGAAGUUACUGCAUUGUUUCCAUUUUCAAUGGACAAGAUGUUUAAUAUUAGACAGACAGUUUGAAGUCUUUUAUUAAUCUGCAAAGAGAAGAAAUUAUCCAAAUGCUGUAUAUUGUUAUGGCCGACUGGAAAUGUGUGCGACAGGAGCGUGCCGAACAUUUUUUCUGUAAAUGUAUCGCCUGCAAAAGGUGGAAACAUCACUGUAGAUAACCACAGAAAUAUGAGCUGGCUUCGCAGUAGCCCUCUGCGGGCUAGCUUUAGCAAGCGGAGACAGUCCAAUUCUCCUCCUAAGGACUGUGAUCCUGUUGCAUGCUAUGAUACUUUCUGUAAGCAUUGGCAGCAGGUUGCUGAUAUCAUUGAACGUACACAGCCACCAUCUCCAUGCCCAUCUCAGGAUGAUGUGGUCAGUGUUGUCAAUCAUUUGGCCCAGAUGGCAACAUUAUUAAUGCUUGAGAUGCAGUCCCCAUCUCCUCCAGUUUCCAGUUGUGCAGAGCGCAUAUCAUCUCUCUCUUGCCUGGAAUACCUACUGUCACAGAAUUUAUUGAAUAAACUUUACACCUGGAGCUUAAGUGCUGGGAGGUAUGGUUCAACCCUCCGUUUGGAGCAGCUGAAACUAUAUGAGUUGCUGGCUGGCUGCUCUGGGGAACGAACUCACGGGCGAAGUUUGCUGGCUAAUGAAGCAUUUUUGCGACCAUUGCUAGAAUUACUGACAGCGUGUGCUGGUGAAUGCUUUCCUGGUGAAGUUGAGAAUCGUAUUGUUGUCCUGCUUAAUCAGCUGUGUGUGUCUCUUGUUCACGACACUGAUCUCAUGCAAAAGUUCUUCUCAUCUAGUCCAGAAUCUGAGGGAUCCAGGUUUGUUGUCUUUGCCCUGCUGAUACCAUUUGUGCACCGUGAAGGAGGUCUUGGCCAGCAAGCUCGUGAUGCCCUGUUGCUGUGCAUGGCAUUGUCAGCAACUGAUGAUAGUGUUGCCUCAUACAUCUCGACUCGUUCAAAUGUUUGUCCGGUGCUGGCAACAGGUCUCAGUGGCUUGUACUCACGCCUGCCACGUAAAUUGCUGGUUGCAACUGAUGACUGGCAUCGUCUAACGCCUGACGAUGUUGAUGCCUUGCCAGAGCUGUCGGCAUUCCUCAAUUCAGUUGAAUUCUGUAAUGCUGUUGUACAAGUUGCUCACCCAACAGUAGGAGCACAGCUCCUUGAAUUCUUACAGCAAGGUUUCCUUGUACCUGUUCUAGGUCCUGCAUUAUUACAGGUAAGGAGCUCUCCUGAAGAGUUGGUUGCCGCAACAGCCUAUUUGGACUUGUGCCUGCGUAGCGCCACAGAACCUGGUUUACUGAGAGCUCUGAUCCACUUUCUGCUGAAGCACGAAUAUGAUGGAUCCCGUCUCCUUGAUAGUCUUGUGGCAAGAAUUGCAUCACCUUCUCCUCGGUUGUGCCUUGUGACUGUUGCACUCUUCGAGACAUUGGCUGAUUUUGACUGUGAAGACAUCAUGCUAGAGCUCGUGUUGCGUCAUUUGGUUCCAUGCCACCAUGUGAUGGUAUCUCAAAGGGUCCGAAUACGUGAUCUUGCUCCAUACUGCCAGAGUGCUGUUCGUUUCCUGUCACUUUCACCAGCAGCUCUGCGAGGAGGUAUAGGAGUCAGUGCCAGGAAUGAUGGACCUCCUUCGUUGCCAGUUCCCCAGAGGCCAAGACACCGACCUCGUCUUAGUCUUGGUGGUCAGGAGCGUGAUGGUCCUCGUUCCCUACCACCUACUACACCUCCUAGUUUGUAUGGUGAUUAUGGAGCAUAUCUCCGUGAUGCUAGACGCAGGGUAUUAGCAUGUAGGGCAGCUUGCAGAACCUGGUCUCAUGCUUAUGAUGGGGAGGACCCACCACGGGACAGAGUGGGACCUACUGAUGGACAAGUGGAUUGUGAAGCUUCAUUACCUGUAGAUUUAAAUGGGAAGGUAGACUAUGAUUCCAGUGCAAAGUCUGAAGUUGACAGGUUGCAUGAUGAGAGAGAUGUUAAAAAUGCAGAUAUAAAUUCUGUAGCAGAGUGCACAUUGCAGACGGAUGACAAGGGUUUAUCACAAGUUGAAUACACUCAACAAAAAUCCAACAGCAUAGGAGCUUCCUCUAGUGAUAAACAUAGAGCGAUACAGAUUGAACCAAAGGCUGAACUUCCUCACUCUGUCAGUGCAGAACUUUCUUCUCAGUCACCAUCAGCAGAAAACAUGAAGCUGAAUGGUACAUUGGAAGCAGUCAGGAAGUCUGUCUCGGAACCAAGAAUUCUAUCAAGGGCAUUGUCGGUGACUACUGGACCACCAGAUAUUGGUCCAUUCCUUGACACUUUACUGCGAAAACUGGAAACACUGCCAUCAAAUGGCCUGUAUGUGAACCUGCAUUUGACAGGCCUGGUUUCUCGCCUUGCAGUCUAUCCACAGCCACUGCUGCAUUCAUUCUUAUUGAAUCAUUCACUCGUUUUUCAACCCAGCGUUCGGUCGCUGUUUCAGGUUCUGGGGUCAUUGAAGCAUCGGCUGGAUGCAACCCUGUCUCGAGCUCCUGGCCGUGCAGAGCAGUUGGUAACUGAUGCAAGAGAUUUCUUACUGGCUCGUGAAGAACGCCUCGCCAAUGCCCGACGUGCUGUUGUGGCUACAGCUGGCUCAUCACCUGAUCCAUCUGGCAAUAAUUUUAUCAGGGGAGAGAGCAAAAGGCGAAGCUUCACAUCUACAUUAUCAUCAGUAUUCCGUCGAGCUGGUGUUUCAGUCCCUGUACAUAGCCUAAGUAACCAGAUCUCAGAGACACCAGAUGGGCGCCCUAUGAAUAAUAGCAGCCAGCAUUCAAGCCCUCGUAACAGUUGGCUGGAAACUGGAGAAGUACGCUCAGCAGCCAUGUGUGCAGUGUUGUUAGAUGAAUGGCUGAAAGAAUUGGCAGCAAUAACACAGGAACAGGCUUUGGCAGGCCUUGCACCAGAUGUUAUUGAUACACCAGUGGAUGGCGCCGUGUGGUGAGAAUGCAAUCAGACGUUAAUGGAGAAGGAAGCUUGCCAUGUGAAACAAAAUAUGUAAGGUGCUGAUUAUUUGCUGUAUUUUAAAAUGUUUAUGAAUGUUAAGUACCUUCUGGCAGAAUAUUUAUUUCUACAAGUGAUAAAGUUGAUAUUAAAGAUGACAAAGUAAAUGUACAGGUUAUUCUAAUUUAAAACUGAUUAACUGCUCAUAAAAAUAUAUAUUAUAUUAUGUGAUAUGCUAUAAUAAUUUUAAAAUAAACAACUCAUCCUUUGUAAAAUAUCGUUACAUCUUGUGUUUUAAUGAGUUUGAAGUGUGAUUCUAGAAAACGACUUAUCUGUACGUCUUGCCAUUACAGAUGUUGCCCUGUAAAUAAUGGUGAUGAAUUAAUGUUUUGCAAGAUUCGAGUAAAUUUUGAAUGUGUGUGUUUUAAUCGGGCUACAGCAGACUGACAGAAAUAUGUAAAAAUUAAAAGGCUUGUUAGUUUUCAAAGUGUUGAAUACCUUAUUGCGGUGAAAUGUGGAGGGAAGGAUUUUAAGAACUGGGACUUUGUAUGGAAUAUGCAUAAACAUUAUCUAGUAUAAAACUGCUUGCUGUAAGACCUAUAUAUUUCUGUCAGUGUGCUGGGAGUUGUUACCAUUAAAUGGGCUGAAGUUGAUGGGUUUUGGGUUUUAAAUUUAAAAUAUUUCCGAAACUAAUAAAAUUAAUAUAUUAGGUUGUCUUUCAGAGUUUGGGUAUUGAGCUCUAGUAAUGAAAGUUUUGGUCUUUACUACUUUUUACUCUAACAGAUCGUAAAAUUAAAAAAACCUGAUUAUCUGUUAUGCAAUAAUUGUGGGUUGUUUAUGACUCUAGGCUGGCUUUGAUUGCUCUGAAACUGUAUCAGUAAUUGAAAAAUAAAUCUGCCAUAAUAAUUAAAGUUAAUACUAACUCCAGAGUAAUGUACAAAAAAAAGUUUAAGGAUAAAAAAGGGGCCACAAAUUUGCUUUGUGAAAUUUCGGAGAAACGAACACUCUUCUUCAUUAGCACUAAAGGCUGUCUGACCAGCGUGUGUUUUAUCAUGAUGACUAUGAAUUGUUUUUACGGGUUCCUUUGGGAAUUUUAUAGCCUUGGAUAACCUUGUUAAUGCUUAUUUUUCCAUUUAAAAUUUCAGUGGAACACAGUUCUAAAACAUCCAGACUGUAUUUAUUCAGUUCACCCUAUUCAUUAUUAUACACAUGCAGUAUUUUCACACUGAUAAGUCUUACAAUCUUAACAGUAUGAGGCAACAAACAGUAUUAGGCACAAACAGAACUGCAAUCUGUAUAACAAAUUCAUAAGUUAACAUACAGAUAUUUGCAAGAAUGACUUCCUCACUCCACCACUAGACUGUUAAAAGACAUUUGUUGGUGCAUCCACUGCGUCACAUUGUUGCUAUGUUUAUUAUGUUACAUUCUUGAUGCAUUCACGAAUGUUUGUUCUUAAAAGAACUGCUUGAGAAAAGACAGUCAAGUCCAUCCUGAUUUCAGCAAGAAUUUGCAAAGUUUUAUUUAUAUGUCUAUAAAUAGGUAACAAAAAUAGAUUACCUUUUGUUACUGCUCUCGUUGUCAUUGUGAAGGACCAAUGCAUGGUAUACAGAAGAUCUAGGCACACAAGUCGUUUUAUGCCAGUAAUACAAAUAAAAGUUUCAGCUCAGUAAAAAAAGUUAAAAAGUCAGUACUUCUGAAAAGAUUACUAUUCAGAUAGAGAUUUGCAAUACUGUACAUCUAGCCAUUGACAUGAACAGUAAAUAUAAUAACUAAAGUACAAGAAUUUUAGUCGCCAAUGUGGAGUUAAUUUAAUAUAAAAUGUUUUUUGAGCUUCUAUGGCCAGCUUCAGCCCAGUCAUCAACUUCACCCCAUUUGGUGGUAUAUACAUAUUUUAGCCACCUUUAUUGGUUAUAGUUUACUUCUGGACAGUUCUCUUGUUUCCAGAAGGAGAUUUUCACUCUGCAGCGGAGUGUGCGCAGAAGUAAAGCUGUGAGUACCGGGCGUGAGUCGUGCUUCGGUAGCUCAGAUGGUAGAGCACUUGCCCGCGACAGGCAAAGGUCCCGAGUUCGAGUCUCGGUCGGGCACACAGUUUUAAUCUGCCAGGAAGUUCUCUUGUUUGUCUAUGCCUUUUCUGUUUACUUAGAUUUAGUACAUUGUUUAUGUAUUUAUUGAAGUAAACAUUUAACUUGAAAGUGUUGGUAAUCUGUGUUGUGAUACUUCAUUGUCAUUAUUCAUUGUUUCUUUAUGUGAAAAUGGAUUCCUCACCUAUAUUUAGUGGAAAAUUUGUUGCUCUAACAUCAUUAACUGUUGCCUUCAGUAGUGCAGAUUGUAUAUUCUUUGGAAAGUUAUUUUUAAAAUGUUAAGUGCAUCUAUCUUUGAAAUUAAUGGCAGUAUGUUUUAGAGUUGUUAUGUAUUAUAUCAGAGGCAGAAUUGUCUUAGAAUCAUGGAAUAGUAUCAAAAUGUGUUGUGAUGCAUAAACAAAAUAUUUAUUUUAGGACAGACUACAGUAUAUAAUAGUGAUGGUGAAGUUACCUUGAAAUAUCUGAAUUACAGUUUGACAUCUUUGGAACACAGAAUGACAUCUUAUUGAAGACAAAUUUUAGACUGACAGAGGAAAACAAGAUUUUUCGGUUACCGUGGGUAUUUUCUAGAAAGAUUAAAAUGUUUAUGUACUAAAAACACCAGUGAGAAUGAGUAGCAGAAAUUUGUAAUAAUACUGAUGUUUUACUACUAUCUUGUAUGGAAAUCUAACUUUUUCCAUUUCAUUAAAAAGGAAUGCUUUGAUGCCCAUCCUGUAAUUCAUUCCUGUUAAAUAAUGUUUUCUUGUUUAUUUACUAUUUUUUGAAGAGAAAACAAAGUAGGUUUACAUGUUUUAGGAAUUAAAUAUUGUGUACUCAGUACAGUAGUGUGACAUAGUUUUAAUAUUAUGAAUAAUAUUAAAACUGUCACACACUACACCAUGUGGCUAUGAUAGUAUUUGUGGACCAUAUGUAUUGGAGAUAGUUCAAGUCCUGAUAAGUUGGGCCACCAGUUUAUAUGUUUUUAUGAAAGCAAUGCAUUAGUGGUGAAAAUGUGUAAUUUCUAUAUUGUACCUCUUACACUUGGCAUUUGAAUAUGAGGUGCCAAAUUUUCUGUCCAUGCUACAACCAUGCUGAUGAUAAAGUGCUGAGCUUUGAAAGCUUUUUUAAUUACAUAUGAAGAUGUGAAACUUUCAGAAAUAUUAAAGAGCAUAUUUUGUGAAGAAUUUUAUUAUUGGAAGCAGGAUUUUAGUGUAUUGUAUUAUUGUAUUUUAUCUUGCUAUUUGAUCUGUUUGAUUUCCAUAAAUCGUAUAUAGGCUCAUUGAACAUGGGGUAAUCAGAUUACUGUGAGCAAACUCAGUGUACUGCAAGGAAUAUAGUGAAGUGCAGAAUAGGGAUCACAUAAGCUCGGUUGUUAGACGUGUGCAGCUCAAGCAUGUACACUUUUCCCCAUUUUUAAAGGAGUCUGCUGGUAGUCGUGUAUUUCCCGGUGGGAGGUGGAUUAGAAUAUUGGUGAUUAUUUAAAUUUGUUAGGAUAACCCAUACCCGUGGAAAUUGGACUGCAAAAUAUCUAGUUCGUGUGGUGAGCGUGGUAGUGAUAUUACCAGAUUCCUCUAGAGAUUAUGUUAUCAUAUUUUAUAUAUGUGUGUUUCAUUGUUUUCAGAGCCUUAUUAUAGUAUUGUUGUUACUGCAUUGACGCACACGUAAGGAUAAUACAAUAAUAUUCCUGAUUGGUGAUAAGUCCAUAUUCAGUAAUUUCAAUAACUGAGGGUUCUCAAAAAUGUAAAUAAGAAUUCAACCAUGUUAUCUUGUGAAAAUAAUUUAUUCCACUAUCCUUGGACUAACAGAACCCCGGUGCUUCCGUGGUGAACUUCGAUACCAUGUAAGAGAUUUGUAACAAAAAUACACAGUUGUAUUUCUUUGUGUCAACAAAAUACAGAAACUGUUGGGUUUCCUUGUGACAGAGCGGCAGUUGCUUUAGUGUGAUGUCUAAUCGUCUGUGUGAAACUACACAUUGCAGUAGACAGUUUACUUCCACUUUGGAUGGUUGACGCUGUAAGACUGUGCUUAUUUUGCAGUGAAGUUAAUUUUAACAUUUCUGUAAUCGAUCUUCAAUCAAAAUGAUUCAAUAUUGAAAAUUUUUUGAAACAGAAGGUCCUGUUAAUUCAAUUUUGAAAGCUUCAAGGUGCUUUACUUUCUUAUUUUUGGUGUGAUUAUAGCUUUAUUAAGCACACAGGUAAUAAAACACAUGAGAAGAAGCAUGUCUGUUGUAAAAAUCCUUUUACUGGCAAAAAUUAUUUUGGCAUUGAGUACUGUAUACAUACACGAAUUCAUAUGAAAUAUUCGUUUUUUUCUUAUAACCAGUACUGUGAAUGUCAUUGUGAAGUUUCUUUACAUGUGCUGAUAGUAUUGAGGAUUUGGUGCUGCUGCAGUCCAGAUGAACUUGCCAUCCAUUGUGUAACUCUGUAAUAAAUUUUACUAUUUUGCUAUGUAUUUAGUGCACAUAUUUGUAGCUGUUAAAGUUACAAAUGACUCUUCAUUACUUGGUGUAAAGAAAGUAGCAGGAAGUCCUCAAACUAUGUAUCACUGUGAAUUUAUUUUACAGUUUAUAUUUAACAAUAGCAAGGUUACUUGACUAUUGUGAGGAACAGGAUUUGUCAGUAUGAUGAUAAAAUUUUUACUACUGAUUUGGAUAUUGAUGGAAAUGCACUAACAUCAUUGUCUGUUUGUUGUUGAUAUUUGGAAUGUUGAGUAAGAACAAAUAUCAUUUGUACAUAUAACAAAUAAUGCUAACAACUUUACUUUAAAUUGUACCUGAUCAAAUAUGGUGCUGCAUUUAUAAUCUCUUUGUAGCACCUGUGCCAGAAUUUCCUCAAGUAGUAUAUGUCAAUUUUGAGAUACCAAAAGAUAACAAAAAUCUAAAAUAAAUAAUAAUUCAUGACUUGUUUAAGAUAAAGCAACUAACCACCUAUUUCAUUGUUUGCACAGUUUCACAUCUCCCAAAUGACAUAAGUUUUUAUCAUUUCUUUGUUUAGGGUGUUUUUCUUUCCAUCUCUACUGUUUUAAUGUUAACGGCUUUUGUGCUUCUUGUCUGUGAAACUGACCAAGAAUAUUUUAGAAUAUUAAAAUGGAAGUUUUUUGUAAUGGCUUUUGUUCUUUAACCUCUCACUGAGUUAUCAGAUAGCCUUGCAAAAUGUAAACAUUGUGAUGCUUGUAUUGUUUUCAGGCAUCUCUUUGUUUGGCAACAAAAAAUUUUCACUGAUAGCAUACUUAACAAUAAACCAUGCACAAAAAUGACAAGUUCUUAAAAUACAACAAACUCUGUUAACAUGUAAAUGAUGCUGUGCCAAAUUAAAGUAAAAAAAAUUAAUCCAACUUUUCAGGACAGUUAAGCUAUUUAUAUGACCCUGUCUCCUCCUCUUUUCACAAUGUGUGAAUCAGUUCUGUGAGACUGUUCUUAAAGUGGAACUAGUUGACCGUCCAGAGAGACUUCUGAUCUCACACAGGUACGUCCCCAUACAGAGCUAAAGAUUUGACUCACCUAAGUUUAAUUGGGUGGGGAGAGUCUUGUCCUGUUUUUCUGGCCUAGUCUGAAUUUAAAUUAUGCUGCAAAAUAAUUAUAUUUUGGAUGAUACAGUUAUCUGUGAUGAGAAUCUCCCAGUUUCCUUUAUGUUGUUACUUGUACAUAUGUCUGUCCUGUUACUUUAAUAUUUUUGAAAUUUACGUAAAAUUCUAGGAUUGUUUUGUGCCACUGUUCUUGUGAUUGUUAUUUGAAUGUACAAAAUGCAGAAAAUGGAAUAAAUAACCUUUAUUAUCAUAAAAUAAUGUUAAAUCAGUGUAUUCGUUUUCUAAAGUUGUGACAUAGCAUCGUGGAUUCUUCCCACGCAUUAAGUUUUUUCUACUAAUAAAUAACCAACUGUUUUUCUAA
Messenger RNA from Schistocerca serialis cubense, 9135 nucleotides. Its product is annotated as FHIP family protein AGAP011705-like. The transcript is spliced from 13 exons. Lineage: Eukaryota; Metazoa; Arthropoda; Insecta; Orthoptera; Acrididae. The record is from RefSeq and is a predicted model, not a curated record. Bases 425 to 3190 code for a protein of 921 amino acids.